Molecule: messenger RNA, 6519 nt
Organism: Carya illinoinensis
Lineage: Eukaryota; Viridiplantae; Streptophyta; Magnoliopsida; Fagales; Juglandaceae
Exons: 9
Coding region: 2470-5262 (930 amino acids)
Biological process (GO): transcription by RNA polymerase I
Cellular component (GO): fibrillar center
Molecular function (GO): RNA polymerase I core promoter sequence-specific DNA binding
Source: RefSeq, a predicted model, not a curated record
GAUUAGUUACAGCCCUAAUCAACAACGUAUCCUCCUCAACUGAUUUCCUAGUUUGAAUAGUUUCUAAUUGGAAACCAAACUCACCUCAAAACCCUCCCAUAAAAUCCUUUGAUUCCUUUGUUUUCCACUGUAUCAAACCCACAUCAGUCCCUCCAUCAAAUAGAAUUCUCACGGCCCAACCAGUGAAAUCAGAUUUUUCACAGCAAGCCAGCCCUUCCAGCAUACCGUAGCCUUCCUCUUAGCAACCAAGCAGCCACCUCAUCGGAAACCACCACAGAGCACGCGGUUAGCCCUCCUUCCUCCACGACGUACGUCGACGCUCUAAACCUCUCUCAGUCGCUCUCUCUCCACUGUUAAAAACCAAACAGCACCUGUGUUUUCGCUCAGCCCACCGUCGACCUCAGAGGACGUCGGAGCACCACCCGGGCGGCCCAGAACCCGCAGACCAGGCACCCACUGCCACCUCGAGCCAUUCCCGCUUUUUCCGCCGGUCACUCCGUCGGCUUCGACCCACCACCACCUUCGCAUCCAGCCUCCUCGCUCGGUCACGAGUUACGACGUAAGGUUGUAGAAACAGUGUUAAGAGGUAAGUAGUAUGAUCAUAACUUUAUGUGUGCUGUAAAUGUUCAGUUUUGUGCAUGAAAAAUGUGAUGUUUACCUACGCUACGAUACAAGCCAAUUCAAGGUUAGCCCCUUUUCACGAACCUCUAUGAAUUAUAAUGAUAUACUUGUAAAUGAUGUAUGCUAUGAUGAUAUGGAUUGUUGUUAUAUAAAUGAGAUGUUAUGAAAAUCACAUGUAUGCCAUGUAGUGUUCAUGUAAUGUUUAGAUCAUGUUAUACUAUGUUUGUGUAUGUUAUGUUGCGUAAGGCUCAUGUUGAUAUGCCAUGUUCAAUGUUAUGCCAUGCACAAGAGUAUGUUAUGCCUUGUAAUUUCAUGAAGUCAAAUGUGUGCAAAUGCAUUAUGAAAGUUAAUAAGAGAACACAUGAAUGACAAGUAAGCUUUAAGAUUGGCAUUUAGUUAUGGCUGGAUGUGCAAGCCACGGAUUCAAGCGUGGUCCACCACAUGAAAGAUACGAUGUUAGGUGGUGAUAGGAACCCAAGCGUGUUCACCAUAGGUUAUGAUAUGUUAUAUGGUGCCACAAACUCAAGUGUGGUUCACCAUAUGAUGAGUGAUAACAUGGACCUAAGCGUGUUUCACUGCAUGUUAUAGUAUGAUAGACGGUGCCAUGGACUCAAGUGUGGUUCACCAUAUGUUAUGUGACACUACGGACCCAAACAUGUUUCACUGCAUGCUAUGAUAAGUGAUACGGUGCCACGGACUCAAGCGUGGUUACCCUAUGCUAUGAUAUAUUAUGUACAGUCAAUGACAAUUGGACCAAUGCACACAUGUUAUGAUGGCCACUAUGUAAGUGAAAGACAAGAUGAAUAAGAUACGUACGAAUAAUAGGAAAUGCAUAGAAUCAGUCAUUCAUGCAUCCACGUUACAUGUAUUGCCAUGAUUAUGUAUCAUUCCACUUAUGUUACUAAUGAAUGAUAUGUAUGUUAUGAUAUAUGUAAGCUUUCAAAGUUAAGCUUAAUGUUAAAUUACGUUUACAGUAUGAUGUGCUAUUACUGAGUCUUCUACUCGUUUGUUUAUCUGUUUUUAUGUUUUUAAUGUCCCAAAUGAUGAUUUCAUUGAUACAAAGCAGGAGUGCCAGGAGUAGAAUAAGUUUCCAAAGAUUUGGUGUAUGAUUUAGACAUUUAAGAGCUGUUGGUUUCACAUAGAAUUAGUUUAUGCCUUUUCAUUAUGUUUUCAGCUUUAUGUUAGCAAAGACAGUUUAUUUUUAAGUUAAUUGAUUAUUCAAUAAAUGAGGUAUUUUGUCAUGACUUCAAAUCUCUUCAUCGAGCAUCACGUUAUGAAUGUUUGUAAUAUUCCCGAUCUACAGGAAGGGGUGUUACAUUGUUUUGAGUGCACUUACUUUGGUGACAAUGAUUUAUGUGCUACUUGGUUAACUGCAAACAUGCACAACCUUGCCACGGGGGUAAACAUGGCCUUUGUUUUUGAUGUUGUAUCAGUUAUGCUUGUGCCUAAGGUCUUUUGUAUAUAUUAUUAUUGUAAUGAAGUGCUUCUGAAAACACUACCGCUAUUAUUGAGACUGUUUGUUUUUGCAUUUUGUAAUUGGCUCACAUUUACAUACUAGUAUAGGUUCACUGUUUACUGAGUAGGUAGACUCAUCCGUUUAUCUCCAUUUUUUUAGGUGAAUUUGAUGGUUGUGGCUGUUGGAAUAGAUGGCACGUGACAUGAUUAUAACAAAAAUGUGAGAUAAGUGCCAAGUGGCAUAAGUAGAUUUCUGAGAUUUCAAAAAAUAUGUUUAAAGGAGUCACCAUCGGGGCAUGAUAGUCGUCGUUGGAUACAUAGGCAAAAACCAAACUUUUUAAAAUUCUUCCUCCUCAUCAUUUCUAUAAAGUUCUUCCCGAAUCAAUCUCUCCAAUGCUAACAAUGGAUUGCUCAUCAGAGUGGAAGUCCCUCUUCCCGGUCUCCGCAGGCUCUACUCCUCCUCUCCUCAUCUCAGGCCCUUCAUCUAGACAAGCUCUGGGUCCACUAUUUUUCAACCCAAAGCCCCAAACCCUAACACACCUUUUCUCCUCCCAGUCUCUUUUGCCUCACUCUCUCUCUCCUCCUCCCCACCUCUCUCUUCCUAGAUUCCUCCUCACCUCGUCCAUCCCCCCUUCCACUUCCUCCUCCAUCUCCUUCCACGUCGGGCACCACAUUGCCCAUCAAAAUGACACCGCUUCUCACCUCCUUCACAAUCGCCUUGCCUUCCUUCAGCAACCCAAUUCCAAGUCUGUCGUUGUUUUCUUCCCUACUGGUGUCAAUUCCGAGCAAGUCGGAUUCUUGAUAUUAUCGUUGGAUGGUUUGGGUUCCAGUUUUGACGUUCGGGUCGAUAAGAAGGGUGGCAUCUUUAGGGAAAAGAUUGGGUUCGAGUACCAGAUUAACAAUAUCUCGGUGAACCCCAUGGUUGAAUCAGGUUUUGGGUCUACAAGUUGGCCAUGUAAUUUGAAUUCCUUUGCUAUUGUUGGGUAUUUGAUGGCUUCUACAUUGUACUCUGUGCAUUGGUUUGCUGUGAAGGUUAAAGAAAUUUGCUUGAAUUGGGAUAGCCCGAGUUUGGUUUGCUUAGGUAGUAAGGUUUUCAAGAGUUGCUCUGUUGUUUGUGCUUGUUGGAGUCCGCAUAUGCCAAUGGAGAGUGUGGUUUUGUUGGAGAGUGGCUCAUUGUUCUUGUUCGAUUUGGAGUCUUGUUUGAAAAGUGUUGCCCCACGUGUGCGUUUUAGAGGGACUAGGUUGCGAGUUUCUUGGGAUGAUGAGUCGGGUACUUCCGGGAGUCGGAAAUGGUUGGGUUGUGAGUUCAGUUGGCAUCCUAGGAUCUUGAUUGUUGCUCGGUCCGAUGCUGUGUUUUUAGUUGAUUUGAGGCUUGAUGAAUGCGUUGUGAGCUGUUUGGCCAAAGUUGAGAUGUUAAGUAUGUAUGCAUCGGUUAAAAAUGAAAGGUUCCUUAGUUUUAUGAUUGCAGGUUCUGAUGGCUUUCAUUUUGCAUUGGCUUCACAUAGUUUGUUGCUUCUUUGUGAUGUGCGGAAACCGAUGAUGCCGGUGUUGCAAUGGGCUCAUGGUCUGGAUAAACCGUGCUACAUUGACGUGUUUCGAUUGUCUGAAUUGAGAUCAAACUCAAGGAAUGAAACGUAUCAGUGGGCUUCUGAAUCAGGUUUUUGCAUUAUAUUAGGAUCCUUUUGGAAUUGUGAGUUUAAUCUCUUUUGCUAUGGACCUGCUUUACCAGCCCCACGAGGAACCAUUGCAUCUGAAAUUUUAGAAUUUUCAAAAACCAUUUAUGCAUGGGAGCUCCCUACGGACCUGUUAUUGUCUGGUCAUGAAUGCAGAUGUGGAAGUUGUCUUGUAAGGGAGGAGAUUUUCAAGGAUGAUCUUCCUGAAUGGAUUGAUUGGCAGCAAAAGAAAGAGAUAGUUUUGGGCUUUGGCAUCCUAAACAAAGGUCUAUCUGCACAGCUUGCCGAGUCUGAUGAAUUUGGUAGUUUUACACUGAUAAGGCUCAUGUCUUCAGGGAAACUCGAAUCACAAAGAUACUGUGCGUCAUGGGAUUCUGUGAAGAAGUUGAAACAAUUUCACAAAGAAUUUCUGCAAUUUGAAGAUAAUUUCCUCUUUACCAAGGAAGAUGGGGAAUAUAGAUUUCCCAGAAGAUAUAAGUACUUGAACUUUGAUAACCUAUCAGCAUAUUUGAAUGGCAACCUUACUGAAAUCCUGGAUUCGAAAAUUAAAAAUCAUUGCAAGGGUCGUCAAGAGAAGGAAUCCUUUAGUACAGAAGCUCAUGAAAUCUUAUGUGAGAAGUUGAAGGCUUGUGGCUUUGGUCGAUUGAGAUCGUCUCCCGCAGUUGCAGUUGCUUUUGAUGACAUAAGCUUGCCAGCGAGCAUACACGAGGUUGCUUUGAGGAGACUAUGGGCAGGCCUGCCAAUAGAACUUUUGCAACUGGCCUAUUCCAACUACCCCGAGUUCCUUGAAGUACUAGUAGACCAAAAAAAGGUAGCUUUGGAAUUUCUAGUUGUUCCAGACCUACCUCAAUUGCCUCCUUUCUUUUUAAGAAAGCCUUCACGCCGAAGCAAUAAAUGGUCACAGAAAGUGCAGCGAGACGAUGCUCUUGUGGGUCCAGUACUUCCUCUUCCGAUUCUACUUGCACUUCACGAGUAUCGUAAUGGCUACUCAGAUUUGGAAGGAAUGGAUGGAUUUUCUUUAGAGAAGGAAUUUAGACUGAGAUGCGAUGAAGUCAAGCAGGUGGCCAGUGAAUUGGCUGUGCCAGAUUCUGGUUGUGAGCUUCGUGAUGAUGGUGCUGUCUCCCUUGCCGAUGACAGAGAAGAGACGUGGGGCAGCUCUGAAAAACAGAAACCUUUCUGUUUCUAUACUCCGGUUGCAUUUAAAUACUCUACCAUGGAUUACACAAUGUGCAAUACCUUCAGUGAUAAGAAUUUUGAUGUCCUGAUUUUUAAAGUUCCUGAGAAGAAGCAUGUUCCUUCCGAAAAAAUGGAAACUGGUGGGCCCAAACUGUUUGAUGAUCUGUGCCCCACCGAGCUGAGGUUUGAUGCUUGGGUCAAGAACUCUGGGCAAAAUGAAUUGAAGGCAUACAAUAUUUUGAAGAGGCAAUGGUGCAAAUGGCAAGAUGAUUUUAGUUUAUAUAAGGAAUUUUGCUCUCUGACCAAAUUCCGAAAGCAAUCUACCCGAUUCUUUUAGUUUCAGCACUUACACUGCUUGCUUUGGUAUCACUUGAUGAAACUUGUGAAUCAGAAGUGCUACUUGAAUUAGAGUCGCAAUGGUGCUGCCCAUAAACCUUGUCCAUCUGAUCAAUCAGCGACUGCCGAGGUUUGACAGAGACUUAUAUCAGGAAAGUGAUGUGUUGCCACAUGGGAAGAAUAUUUCUGGUGUUGCUUGGAAUUGCAGGGACAAGUCUCUGAAUACAAAUAUACAAAUCCUGGCUAGUCAUAACUCUCCACUGUGUGAUAUAGAUUGGAAUGUAAGGCUUUUGAUCAAGUUCUCCUUUUCCAUAGGAUGUAUUAAACUAUGAGGAGUUUAUGAGACACUUGACGAAUGAAGAGCAACAAAGAUUACUGAAGUAUCUAUCUCCAGUUGAUGCUGUUACAGUCCCUGAUAGCCUCAAAAGUAUGUUUGAUAGUCCUCAAUUCAAGGAUAACUUAAUUUACUUUCGACAACUGCUUGUGGAAGGGGUCUUUGACAUCUCCGUCUCCGGGGCAAAAUCUGAAGACUGCAAGACCUUGAAAAGGCUUGCAUUAUUCGAUUUGACGAAGUCCAAAUGGGUUGAAAACUAUCAGAAGUGUAAAAGUAGUACGGGUGGAUAUGUUGUUUCUGGAUCCAAUACCACUGCCUCAAGUAUUUUAACAAAUGUCAAGAGGUUGCGUGACAGCCCAAGUCAGAAUCCUGCAGAAUUUAAGACCAUGUUGAAAUGCCCGAAGAGGGUGGUCAUGAAGGCUAGCUACGAGACCAAGGAAGUGAUAGACAAUGAUGGUUCUUGCUUUAGUCCAAGAAGCCUAUCUGCUUUGCCCACCGAUGGUGGCUCCCUCAUGCUGGAUUCUUUUCAUUUUGUUGAAGAAAAUUCUGAUCAGGAUCUGCUCCUAGAUGUGCCAUCCAAUGGCUCUUUUCCACAGGCAGAGCUCCUUCAACCUGCUGUAAGUUUUGGUGCCCAGCAGGCAAGCACUUGUAGUAGCUCAAUAUACCCACAUCUUGUAACUCGCUGACUGUAAAUGCUUUCUAAUCACUAGGGCUAUUGUAGGUAUGCCUUUGAAAACUUUGACUGGGGUUCAAAUAUUUUGAUGGUAAACAGGAAAGUCUGUGAAUGAGGUUUGUUGCUUGAUCUUUCUCCCUAUUUACCUUUUUGAACUCGGAAUGCUAAGGGAAGAAUUUUGUGGGCCUUUUUGUAUAGGUUACGUUAGAUUGUAAUAUAUAGUUUAUACUACAGAAGUGGUCAUUUCCGUA